Emiliania huxleyi CCMP1516 is the source of this 378-nucleotide messenger RNA. RefSeq lists its product as hypothetical. The record is from RefSeq and is a predicted model, not a curated record. NCBI's taxonomy places the organism in Eukaryota, Haptophyta, Isochrysidales, Noelaerhabdaceae. Gene Ontology annotation, cellular component: ribosome; cytosolic large ribosomal subunit. Bases 1 to 378 code for a protein of 125 amino acids. Gene Ontology annotation, biological process: translation. Gene Ontology annotation, molecular function: structural constituent of ribosome. The transcript has 3 exons.
AUGUUGCCCAGAAGCCUUCUCUUCGCCUGCCUGUUGGCGGGCGCGUCGGCCUUCGUGCCGACGGGCGUGGCGCCCGUGCGUGUGCUCGUGCCAGCGGCCGGCGCCCCGUCGCUGGCGUCCUCGCCUGCGAUGAGCUCGGUCAUGAAGAAGGCCAAGGCGGCCAAGCGCAAGGGCAAGUCCUCGAGCGCCGUCGCGAAGCGCUUCAAGGUGACCGCGACGGGCAAACUGCUGCGGCACUCGGCCUUCAAGUCGCACAUCCUCACCAAGAAGCACCCCCUCCGCAAGCAGAAGCUGCGCCGGACUCUCCAGGCCGACGAGUCACAGGCACGCCUCAAAACGAUGCAGAAGCUGAUGCUCGUGGUGCCGAAGAAGAAGUAG